Molecule: messenger RNA, 10760 nt
Organism: Brassica rapa (field mustard)
Lineage: Eukaryota; Viridiplantae; Streptophyta; Magnoliopsida; Brassicales; Brassicaceae
Product: mitogen-activated protein kinase kinase kinase 18
Biological process (GO): signal transduction; protein phosphorylation
Molecular function (GO): protein kinase activity; ATP binding
Source: RefSeq, a predicted model, not a curated record
UGUUAGUAGUGUGUAUGUGUGAGUUCUGGUUUGUGGCUGAGUUUGUUAUUCAUCGUAUCCAAAAAUUUAAGCAUGAUUUGUGGUCUAGAAAUUCGUUUUUAAGAUGUCUUUAAGCUCACUUUGAGUUUUAGUUACCUUAGAAUUAAAAAAGAUGCACGCUAAUUCAAAGAGAAUCGAAGCUUGAAUCAGAACAAAAUAAACUUAUAUAUUCAUCUAACUAUAAAGCUUUUUUUGUUAGCUUGAAUCCAUAAAUCCAACAUGAAUGAUGAAUCGUAUUUGAGAUGCAACGUGAAAUCGACAUGACAUGUGACGCUGGUCAAAGAGUCAUUCUACCAAUAUCAUUUAGAACCAAGUAACCAACAAGGUUCAAGAGAACAUUAUUGAGAAAUUAUGAUCUAUCAAAAAGAGUGAAGAGGGACAAGAGGCUAUUCGCCAAGUAAAUUUAUCAAUGCUGGGCCAAACUCAAAACCAAAUAACCCGAAAUAAUUUUUUCUUUUGUCACAUUUAACUGUAUUUCUUAUCAUUUCUUAUCAAAUAACCCAAACUUUCAUUUCUUAUCAACUGUAUUUCUAUUUCAACCUAUUCAUUGAUUGGUGCUUUCUACAUUUAGUCUUGAUACACAUUGAAGCUACAACAAAUUACCUAAGAAAUCUUAUUUAUAUAACACACAUAUCAUAACAAUGUUGUCAUGGAUUAAACCCCCUUACUUUCGAUGCAUUUUAUAUUAACAAGAGUGAAAUAGUUUACAAAUUGUGUCUUGUAUUGAAGCGCCUAAUUUGCAAGAGAUUAUGAGACGAAUUCCACACGAAUUGCAAGCUGAAAUUAUGCGAAGAAGAGCUUAGUGGCUUUUACGAAAGAUCUAGAGUCGGCUUGAGAAGUUGAAAGCUGGAAGCAAAAGAAAAAUAAAAAAAUUCUCCACAUGCUGCCGAGGUGAGCUGGGUCACACAUGGCCACUGGACUACGGAAGAAGGAAAGGCUCAUUUACUUGCUUGGUUAAUUCUUUCAAUCAAUUAGUACACUGGUUAAAGUUAAAACCCUUAAACCCAGAACACUUGGUCAUCUAAGUCUAGUAUAUUGACCACAUUUUCCGUCUCCACAUAAGAGUUCGAGCCAGAAUACCAGAUCAAUAGGUGGUAUGUUUAUACCACAAAGGCAAUCACCUUUAAGUCACUUCUGUUACUUUGAAACAAUAAAAUAAACUUGUCAUAAAUAUUUAUCACACUAUUUUCUAACAUAUCAAAACAAUAUUUUUUGUGCGGUGAUAAUUAAUACCGACAUGGAGAAGGUCGAUAAAGGAUAAGAUGAACAUAUAAGAAAAACAGGAUUGUGUUUGUGAAAGAGCAAGAAGACAAUGGUCAAAGUAAGAACGGAAAAACAACACGUGAAAGAUAAACACAUGUUUAUGUGUUGUAGGCGGAGAACACGUUGCUAUUUUUGUUCUCUCAAUGGACCCCAAACCGUCACGUUGUUAAGCCUUUCUGUUCGUUGUUUGUUUUUUCUGAUUCAGUUUAGUCCCACACACAUCAUGUGUCUUCCCACCAAUUUAAUUCAAUGUAACUAAACUAAUGUUUGUUCACUUACUUUAGCUUCUAUCUGUCGAAUUUAUUUCACUGUUCCCCUUAUUGUCAAAAACAAAUAUAUGAAGAUGAAAGCCUAACAAGCAACACUAUGACCUACAAGAUCGACAUUUGAGUUGAUUGACUUAAACCUGUUGACGUGAAAUGAAAAUAUCUUCUUAAUUAAGAAAGUGAUUACAUAAGGAUAUGCAACAAUCUAAGAGCAUCUCCAAAAAGACUCUAUUUUAGAGUUUACAAAAUUUUAUAUUUAAAGUUUCAAGGUGUUCUUCUCCAAAAGCAAAACUUCAAAUUUAACUUCAAAAUUAUUUGUAAUUUACACUAAAGUCCUUAAAUCUAUCAUAAUUAAUAUAAAUCCAUAAAACUUUUAUAAAUCACUAGUACAUAUAUAAAAAAUAUUACAGUAAUAUUAAUUAAUAAAAUCUUACACUAAAAUAUAAAAUUAUAAAUAGUAAUACAUAAUUAGUUAUUAAAGUACAAGCAAAAUAUCACAUUAUUCAAUAAAAUUAUUUCCGUAAUGAUCUACUUUCGAUUAAGCAAAAUUUGUUUGAACAAUAUUUUAGAGGUUCCAAAGAAAAUUUACUAGACUAUUAGUGUUGUUGUUCUAUUCAAUUUUGUGCAAUAAUUAUGUCUUCAUGUAUCUUUUCAAAAAAACUUUUUUUUAUUAGUUUCUUUUGUAAUAUUCUUGUUGUCCAAUUCUAGUUUUACAAUAGUAUAAAUCUCUUUUAAAAAUUUUAUUUAAUUUUAUGUGUAAAAUUUGAAUUUAUUAAAAAAAAUUGAAUUAUUUAUGAUAUACAAAAAUUUAAAAGAUUAAACGAUAAAUGAGAAACUACUUAAGAAUCAUAAAUGUGAUGUGUAAUUAAUUAUAAGGACCAAAAUACAAAUAAAAAGAUGAAACUUCAAAUUUGAAGUUUUGAGUAGUGAAGCUUCUUUUUUGGAGAACAAAAAACUCUAUAUUUGAAGUUAUAGAGUUUCUUUUGGAGAUGCUCUAACUAAGAGAACUUAGAUCAUUGGUACAAUCACAUAUGUACAUCUUAACCAACCCGGAUACCCAAUCAAACCUAACUUUACUUGUAAUUUUCUUCGUGUAUUUAGAAAAAUUCAUGAUUUUCACACCUAUAUCAUCCCAUUACAAGUCAAUGUCUGUUUAUUUUCUUUGCUCAUCUCGUUUACAAGAAUGACGCUUGGAAAAUCAAAACAACAAAACAAGCAUUCUACGUAAAAAAAACCCUAGUCUCUCUCGACUCCUUCUCUUAGCCGCCGAAAAAAAAAAGUUUCUCAGAUCUACCUCCGGUCCGGCGUAUGGCCGGUGCCGGAGGGUCCCCUCCUUCCUUCUAUCUUCUUUUCUCUUUGCCUCUUUCUCUCCGACCUUAACCUAAGACGAGAUACGUGUUGUUCUGGGUUAUCGGAGUGAUUCCGGAGACUUGUGUGGUCAAGGAAAAAUUUCACGGCGUUCUUGGAGGAGCAGUGAGUCGCAGGAAGGCGGAAGUGGGAGAGGUCGGCUUUUAGGGUUGAGAGGAGUUAACGAGUCGAUUUUCCGUUUUAGAUCUCCGACGCUCCUCUCACGGUGACAGCACGUGGCUCAGUGGGAGACCUCCUCCACCAUGGAUCUACAGUCUGGUGUGACGGUGUGCCAAACAGAGGUGUGAUGCAACAGUUGGUGAAGAUGGUUCUGGUCCUCGGUUCUCGGGGAAGACGCGUCGCAGGGUUUUGUUUCAACGGAGGAGUCUACCGGAGGACGAACUCUGCAGUGGGUACGCGGUGGAGCUUCACAUCCCAGCACCGACGGCGACGUCUCUGGGCUCGUCCGGUGUCUCGUUCGGCGGUGAAACUUCAUGACCAUUGUUCUUUUUUUACUGGUCCAUUCAAUGCAUGUUCGCCAAGCCCGACUUUCAGUACGGGUUCUAUCCGGGUUCAUGGCUAAGGAGCGGAUUCUGAACUUGACGGCGAUGGGUUUUUUUCUGAAUUUGCGCCGGCAAGGUGAUGAGAUGUUGGGCCGUGCAUAUCACUCUAAUAUUUUGGAGUCCAAUGUCAUAGGCUGAUCUGUAAUCCGGUUUUAGCUUUGUCAAUGUCGAGGUUUUAGAAUUAUCGUCUCGUUUGGUCUAAGUAGGGGUCAAGAGACGGUUUCUCUCGGAUCGUGGGAGAAAUUUGUUUCACUGUGGUGAAAAAUACACCGAUGAAUUAGAUUGGGUAGUCUAGGAUCCAUUCCAGUUUCGACUCCGUGUUCCUAGGCGAUAUUAAAUCUCGUCGGUUGUAUUUUGGGUUUAAAUCUCUUGAGGUUGUAAUCUUAUAUUCACUAUUGGUUAAUGAAAAGUUGUUGUUGAGCUAAAAAAAAAAGAAUGACGCUUGGAAAGAAAAAGUUGUUGAGUUAGACUUCUCAACAAACCCAUUAUUAAAAAAAAACAAGCACUCGCAUAUCGCAUGCAAUUAAAUAUGCACGAUAUCGAAGACAUAGUUCGUCGCCUACAACUGGCCAUUGGUUGGCAUUUACUAUUCUUUAGACGUUAGAAGUUGUGUCUUCGUGUGUGGUCCAUCAUUUUGUUAAAUUGGAUAUAAACUGUAGUGAACCAAAUCAUUUACUAUUCUUUAGACGUUAGAAGUUGUGUCUUUGCGUGUGGUCCCUCGUUUUGUUAAAUUGAAUAUAAACUAUAGGAAUCAAAUCAUUUACUUCUAUAGUAACUUCUUUGUAACUCAGGAAUUAAUUAAUGAAUUGGAGGGAAUCGUAGAUACGUUAUAGGUGCAAACAAUUCGAAUUAUCUGAUUCUCAGCAUUGGUUUAAUGUUUUAAUCGAAAAAUGCAUGUCUAAAACUUUUUAUGGAAAUAUUCAUUUACCUGUAGGCUUACUCGGAUGCUUCGACGAUCUGAAGUAACAUGUCGUCUCUACUGAUCACUAAAUAGAUUGAUUGUUUGCUUCAUCUAUUUUACAUUUGGAAAAUUCUAUCAAAAUACUACAGUUUUGUUUACAUUCUGGUUUAAAAUCAUGGAUAACAAUAUUUUAUCAAUUAUAGUACAGCUGUACAGGUAAUUUUGCAUUCAACUUUGUGAUAGUCCAUACCGCCUCAACCACGCUUAUAAUGCUUUGCACCGUCUACAUUCUUCAGUUUUGUACUGCUGCAAGCCUGCAACGUUUACUACCGUUCGGAUCGCGUUAUCUUUGUGAUACGAAGAUCAGCGUGCAUGAUCUUGAAUUAAUCCUAUAUAAAAAAGUUGAAGAUGAUGUUGUCAGAGGUUUCUUCGGAGUUGCAAUAACAUAAGCAUGCUAUAUUUGUCGGCCACCUUGAUUUCGAGUUCUUUCUGCUUCGUCUUUGUCUUCUCCUCCCACAACACUUAUCAGCAUAAACAGCAACUUAUGUCUCCAUUGUGUUUUCCUCCUUGACAUGCAUUUUAGUACCCAGAAUACUAUUUAUUUAUUUAAGGCAACUAUUAAAGCAAAUCAACAUAAAUAAUAUAUUGUCUCUAUCUUACUAUCUCUUACUAUCUUAGCUUUUUCUUUUAAUAAUUUUCUCCUUUUCAGAGUAAAUGCAUGACCUUAUUACUUUAAUCAUAAACCAUACAUGUAUUGUGUAGAUUUCGAUUAGAAAAUUACAUAAAAGUUUAGUAGCAACGAAUGACAUGUUGCACUUGCAUUGUCUAAUAUGUUUUCCAAGUGGAUUGCUCGAUCUGUAACUUGUUAAUAUGGUAUGGGUCCAUUAAAUCUCAAGAUAAUAUCUUAUUUUUUGGACUGUAUUUGAAAGGAUAUACAACAAGUGGUGCACCGUUAGUUUAAUACUUCACGUUCACGGAAGGUCAGAGAUCUCCAGGAAGCAAACAAAUAAAAUUUUAUUUUAUUUUGACAACAUACAUAUACCUUUAUAUAUGAUAGUUGCGGCGGAUUUUCCCCCCAAAAGUGACGUUUUCUUAAUAAGUAAAUACCAUAGGUCAUAGGUGGAUGGCAAGUGAAUAGAAGCAGCAAAAGUAUUUGAAAACCUAAUUAAUCAAUUAAAUAGUUGACAAAAAUUAAUUAAUUAAACAAUUCGUAACUUUUUUUUGUCAACUCAUGAAUUAGAAACUAUUAAAUCUAAUAAAAAUACCGCUGAUGAACAUUUUUUUUCUUGGUCAACAUUAUUCGUGAAUAGCCGUUCAACCUAAAAUAACAUUUUUUAUUUUUUAUUCUUCAUUCCCUCAAGGAUCACGUUGAGUAAAUAAUCUGUUUUAUUACCUAACAAAAGAACAAAAAGUUAUAUUUAUAGUAGAGGUGGUGGUGGAGGUGGUGGAGGUGGUGAAGGCACGUCAAUAGUGCAAUCUUCUAGCAAAAAAAACAUAAGUGAGUCCGGACAACUGGAGUCUUUGGUUCUCUGUUGGAGAUCGUGGACCAACAAUUUCGCGACACGUAAGGUUCACAAGUUAGCCCCACCAAAGAUUUAGUUCUUCAAGUUUAGAUGCGCAAGUGAUAAGUGAAUAGUAGUGAUGAACCUCUCUUUCAAUCUCAUGUCUCAUAUCAACUUCUUUGGACAACAAACUCUGUCGCUACGCGCUACUAACUCGCUUCCAAUUUUCAUUUAUUCGGUUCGCUAAUUUUAGAAUCCAUGAUUUGCGUACACAGUACACACACUGUACUGCCGAUGGACCCUCGUCGACAUUGAUGAUUGAAAAUGUUUAAGCGCUAAUUAUUAGUUGGACGAUAAAAAAAAGAUUUAAAAUGGUUAUGGGCUUAUUAAUAAUAGAUAUACAAUUUUGAACGACACGGAGACAUGCAUGCAGCUUAGUGGUUUUUAUUAGUACGUAUCGUUAUAUCCCAUCUGAUUUCACAUUUGUAAGAAUACAAUGUUACAUGUUCUUUGAAUGAUAUAUUAAAACGAAUUUUUUAGAAUAUAUUUUACAUGUUAUUUGAAUGAUACUUAUAAAAAUAUUUAUUUUUACUAUAAUGGAUAUAAAAACAGAAGCCUGCAUAAUUCCAUCUUAUUCAAGUACUCUGAUUUUAUAUAUAGUAUAUUAUGUGUUAACUUAAAGUUCUAAAAAUGAGAUGUAUAUUGAUAUUUUCAGUGUUCUAAAAAUAAUGACAGAGCAGUCAUAAAUAAAACGAAUUUUCUAAAACAAUUUUGUAAAAAUGGGUUUAGAAGACCUAAACAACACUAUGUAAGCUCAAGAUGUGAACGAUGUUUGAAUUACAUAGGCUGUGGCCUGUAUCUCUUAUAUACUAAAGCGCAAGUCGCUUCGCAAAUCAAAAAUUGAUAUGUGGCAAACUUUUGUAAAAAAAAAAUUGUGCCAAUAAAAAGAACAUGUUUCGACUCCCAUUAUUUCUAAACAUGUAAAAACUAAAUUCCUAGAAUUUCUCAGAUCACCAGCACGUUCGAUUCAAAUAAAAUAAAUAAUUAUCCCUAAAGUUCAAUACGUUCUGAUUCCUAAAUUUUCUCAUACUAUGUUUUCAGUUUCAACUCUUAUAUAACUUUUAAGCAACUACUUUUAAUCUCCAUCUCUUUUUUUCUCCAUCGUUUCUUCUUCAUCUUUAUCUUUGUGUUUUAACUUUUGAAUGUAGCAAAGAAAUCUACACAAGUUUAUGUGUCACUUUUAUUCACAUUCAUCAUUCUCUACUUUACAGUUUAACACUCUGAUUUUUUAAAUUUUUGUGCAUGAUUCAGGAUGAAAGUGGUAUUUAAGAAUAUUCAUGUUUCAAAACUUCAUUCUUAAGAAGAAAUAAACCCAUGCUUUGUCAGCAACUUAGAAAACUGUAAGUAUAUCUGAAUCUACUAUGUAUAAACUGAGCAGUAACAAAUCUGUUUGUUACGGUUUGACUAUUGCACAAAUAUGUUUUCUUAUAACAACAUAUUCAACUAUUUUUUCUUAUCGUUUAAGCUCUAGGUUAGUUUUGGAUGCAGAGAAAAAUGAAGGUGAUAGAGAAGAAUCUAAAAAUGCAAAUUCAAAAAAAUAAUCUAAAAUGUGUUUUUUUUAAUUGAGCAUUCAUCUUUCUACUGGGUUUGGAUAUCAAAGGUAUGUAUAAAUAUUCUCAGUACAGUUCAAUGCUUUCUUUCUAUUAUUUUUGUUUCACUUUUAUUAUAUCAAAAGCUACCUGUGCGUAGCACAGGGGUGGUUAUACUAGUUAUGGAUAAAGCAAGUGAAAGUUGUUAGUCGAAAAUAAUGAUUCAAAAUUUUAUAAGGUUUAGCCAGGUGGCAAACAAAAAAAUUUGGGAAAAUUUAUGUCUUUCACGAUAUAUACUAGUUAGUUGUAGUAUAUAUAGAAGAUCAAGUAUUUCAACUAAUCCACGGAUUUUGGGUUUAGAUAUCAAAUUCUAGAGUGUGUUCUGAACUGCGAUCAAUUGAGAGCAAGUGGUGAAGACAUCUCGACUACUGUGCUUUGGUUAGAUCAAUAAUCGAUCUAUUUCUAGUGACGUUGAGUAAAUCGGAUUAAAGAGAUCUAGGCAGAUUGUUUGAGUGAUUCUUAAUAUACAAGUUGCUUUUUUUGGUAUUGUUAUUGUUCUGUCUAUUAUUAGUAUCUAUCACAAAUUGCAUAACUAUCAUCUAACGGUUUUUUGAACAUUGGUAUUUUCAAAUAAAAGAUCAAGAAUUCGAAGUAGUUAAUCGUACAAACUACUUUGCCAUCAAACUCACUUUUCGGCGAAUUAUCCAGAAUAUACUCGUUAUACAAUAUACCAUAAGUUUACAACCAUCAACAUUGUUUAUUAUGCUACCAUUGUUUCAUUAUCUGAAUUCAAAUCGGACAUAGAGUACAUAUGUAUCUGUAAGUUGAUAAACAAAGAAAAAGUUCGACGAAUAUGAUUGGCUUGCUACGAGUUUGGUUAAAGUAUCACGAUUGCAAGAAUAGUACAUGAUUGGAAGAUUAUCACCGAAUAUUCCAUGUCUGAUCGUGUAAUCAACUCCAGUCAACAAACAUAGAACUAUAACGCACACACAACCAACAACAAAAGUCAACAGAACAAACGUCCGAAAAUCAAUCGACACGUUUAGUUAGUUUGCCGUUCCCACGAUUCGUCGGAGAGAUCUCAUCACACAUCACACUAAUGACUUCAAAACAGUAAAGUAAAACAACCGUUUAUUUUGUUGAAAUUCAAAGAAAAAAAUUGACAAAAAUAACUGACAUUGCUUAAAAACAUGAGCCAUUGACUUAUCAAGUUUUAUCCUUUUCGGGUAACGAAUCAACGGACCUGAUCAGACCGCAACUUGUUCCUUAAGGGAUAACAUGGAAAGUACUCGGUUUCUUACAAAACAUCCCGAGAACUUCUCCAAGUGUCGUACUGACGUCAUCAAACUGUUUCUUCUAAUUAUCCAUUUGUCUAACUAAAAAUACAUUUAAACUUAUAUUUCCCAAGUGGGAAACUUUUUUAAAAUGGCUUCACGAUUUCAAAAUUCAGAAAGACAAGUAGAAAAGAAACGUCCACGUCGGAAACUAAUAUAAUUCCAACUUUAUUUCUCGUUCACAUUUAGCAAUUCGACACACCUAUAAAUAUAGCGUCGUGUGUCAUUGAGAAUUUACACACGAAAGUUAGUUCAAAGCAGAUAUGGAGAAACAGAGCACUUCUUCUUCAUCAUCAUCAUCUUCUUCUUGGAUUCGAGGUUCUUGUAUUGGAAGAGGAUGUUUUGGAACCGUAAGCAAAGCCGUGAGCAAAAUCGACGGUGGAGUUUUCGCCGUGAAGUCAGUAGAUCUCGCCACGUGUCUCCCUUCUCAAUCCGAGUCGCUGGAGAACGAAAUCGCGAUCCUCGGCUCUCUCAAGACUCACCCGCAUAUCGUGAGGUUCCUCGGCGAUGACGUGUCUAACGAAGGAACGACGUCGUUUAGGAAUCUCCACUUGGAGUAUUUACCCGAAGGUGACGUGGCUAACGGUGGUAAAAUCGUUAACGAGGAAACAGUCGGGCGUUACGUUUGGUGUCUCGUCUCUGCUCUCGGUCACAUUCACGCUAACGGAAUCGUUCACUGCGACGUGAAGUCGAAGAACGUUCUCGUCGCUAACGGCGGAAGCUCCGUUAAGCUGGCGGACUUCGGCUCGGCGAUGGAGUUUGAGAAACCGGCGGCGGAGAUUGCGCCGCGUGGAAGUCCGCUCUGGAUGGCUCCGGAGGUGGUGAGGAGAGAGUAUCAAGGACCGGAGAGCGACGUUUGGUCUCUCGGUUGUACGGUCAUCGAGAUGCUCACCGGAAAGCCAGCGUGGGAAGACCACGGUUUCGACUCGCUGAGUCGAAUCGGGUUUUCAAACGAGUUGCCGUUUAUUCCGGCGGGUGUUUCGGAGCUCUGUCGCGACUUCUUGGACAAAUGCUUGAGGCGAGACAGGAGUCAGAGAUGGAGUUGCGAUCAGCUUCUCGAGCAUCCGUUUCUAUGUCAAGACCAUCAUCACUCCUUGUUCACUACCGAGUCGUCUCCGCGUUGCGUAUUGGACUGGGUCAACUCGGAGUUCGAGGAGGAGGAAGAGAUCGAUGAGUUGAGAGUUGAAUCUAUGGUCUCAGCGAUGGCAAGGAUAAGUAAACUAGCGACGAUCGGAGGAGAGGCAAUUUGGGAAUCUAAUGGUUGGACUGAGGUUAGAGGCAAUGCUUCCGAAGAGUCAGGGGCACAAUGGGAAUAUUUGAGUUCAUUAAGGGUAGAAUCGGAAUUAAAUAUGUCACCGGAGUCUACCGAGUCGGGUACACGGACGGUGAAUGAAGACUCGGAGUUGACGUCGGUGAUAACGUGUGAAAUAUUGUUGUUGAUGGUGUUAUUGGUGGUAGAGAAUAUUCAGAUAUAUGCCACGUUUUACACCGAUGUUUUUAUUCGUACUCUGUAUAGUUGUUAUCAUCAUCAAAAUAAUAAUAAGACGAAGUUGCGCAAAAAUCUAUCGUUCGUUCUCAGCCUUAACUUUUUGUUCGGUAUUGCAUGUGAUUCGGAUCGGUCUAUCUAUCUCAUAAAAACUCUUUUACGUGGUGCGAUGAGUGUCCUAACUCUCAACUGUUACUUCCUUUUGUUGAUAACUCUCACUUGCACAACUCAAUCUUGGUUUGGUAGCUUCUUGACCAAAUAUUUUUUAUAGGUCACAAGAGAUGAACUAAGACCACGAAAUUAGUAAUGAUUAAUUAGGCCUAAUUGUUAUGAGGGGUUACCAUGAAAUUUGUCAGCAUAACGUUAAUGUUGUUGUUGGUAUAAAUAAAGUUGUUAGGUCAAAUAGUCGAUGUGAGCUAUAAACUUUGAUCAGUUUAGAAAAAAUAAAAAUAAAACAGGCAAUAAACAAG